Molecule: messenger RNA, 474 nt
Organism: Meloidogyne enterolobii
Lineage: Eukaryota; Metazoa; Nematoda; Chromadorea; Rhabditida; Meloidogynidae
Source: the annotation of a GenBank genome assembly
AUGGCCAAAAAAUGGUUUUCAAGAGCUAGACAAAGUCACGAAUUGGUACCGAGCAGCGAGGAGCCCCAACAACAACAGAGCCUUCAACCUGUUGAAACUAAAACCCUGAGAGAAGGAACACAAAAAAGUGAUGCAAAUGGGGAUGAUGCUUUAUUGCACGAUUCACACCCUCAAAAAGGGAAACGAAAACUUUCUGUAUUGGGGCAUGAACUUUUUGAUAGAGGGCAAUGGAGUGGUCAAUUCGAUUUUUUAAUGAGUAUGAUUGCAUAUGCCGUUGGAUUAGGCAAUGUUUGGCGAUUCCCCUAUUUAUGCUUUAAAAACGGAGGAGGCUCUUUUCUUGUUGUUUAUGCUUUGUUUUUUGUCUUUGGAGCCGUGCCUAUUUUUAUAAUGGAAGUGACAGUCGGUCAAUAUUUACAAAGGGGUGCUAUGGAAAUGUGGAAAAUGUGUCCUAUUUUUAAAGGUAAAGAGAAAUAG